CGUCUUAAUAUUUGGCGCGCAGUUUUCAAGAUGGCCGACAACAAACCCCUCCAAAAUAUAAUAUCAAUUGUGGAUUUUUUUAACAUUUGAGACUAUCUAAAAAUGGUAGAAUCAUCGAUCGACGAUCCUAGUUCCCCAACAGCACUUCUGCAUAAGCUAUGCUGCCGACUUCUGAGAAAAGAAAGUGAUUCGAAAGAAAUAUCCCAGCACUACCAGUAUGCUCUCAGAGUUGUGGGAAGUCGUUUUGCUCCAACUGUAGCCACAGAUGAGUUCAGAGUGGUGGAAAGGAUUAAAAGAAAAUUGCUCAAGGAGAAAAGAGAGGUUGACAUUGCUGUUUUUUCUGAGUUGUACCGCAAGCUUGCCUCACAACCUGUCCUUCAAAACAGAUGGGCCAUUCUUUACUUUUUGCUGAGCAUCAGUGAAAGUUCUUUGACUGAACAAUCACAUGGCCAGCCCGCAGGAGCCCCUUCUUUCUUUGGUCGUGGACUGCCAACCUAUCUGACAUCCACCCCUGCAGUGUCCCUUGGUGUCUCUGGUCGUACUCCUGGUAUCUUGUCCACAACCCAUGGCUCCGAAAGCAGCAGUGGUAUCAGUAGCAUACCCUCAAGAUCAUCUGAUCCCACUCCUACACCGUCAUCAUUUGCUCCAAAUUAUGGACCUACACCCUCGGUGCAUUUUGCUGAUGAAGUGAUGACGCAGCAAACAAGUGAUGGAUCUCGCCUGGCAAGUCUUGUUGUGCAGUCACUUAACGUGACUCAGAACAGGUUGCCCAUUUCUGGGCAGUCAGCGGCAGUGACACCUGGAACUGGUGGUGUUGUGCGAUUCAUGAGCUAUGGAAAUGACACACAAAAUACAUCUUAUGAAGUGUCAGAAGCUGCUCUGCUUCGUGAGAUUAUCUACAUCUUCCAGGGAAUUGAAGGAAAAGUGAUCAAACUUGACCAGUCAAAUGAUGCAUAUCGCAUUGAUUCCAAACUUGGUGUUCCAAGAGCUGUCCGAGAUCUUGUGAACAAAUUAGCUGAGUUAGGGUGGCUCUUUCGCAAGAUACGCAAGUACUUGGAUGCACACGCAGGUGACAAGGCUAUGGGGCUUGUGGGUCAGAGUUUUUGUGCUGCACUGCAGCAAGAGCUCACUGAAUACUACAGGUUAUUGGCUGUUCUUGAGGGCCAGCAUCAAGUUGGAGAUGCAGGAUUUGUGGGGGAAGGGGCUAGUGGAAGUCUUACCCUGCGCCGACUGAUGGUAUGGACAUAUGAUCCGCUGAUGAGACUGAGGACUCUUGCUGCACUAGUUGAUGCCUGUAAAGGAAAGAAAGGUGGAGCUCUGUUGUCAGCCCUUCAUUCCAAUAUGCAACAUGGUGAUCCAUUUGUCAAGUCACUGGUCAGGCAUACUCUAAAUUUGGUUGCUCGUCCAAUCCGCCUCAUUCUUGAUAGAUGGAUUUAUGAGGGUGAACUGGAUGAUUUAUAUAAUGAGUUUUUUGUGGCUGUUGACUAUGACACUAAAGAUGAUCGUUUGUGGUAUGAAAAAUACAGUAUAAGAAAACCGAUGUUACCAUCAUUUAUCUCCAUGGAACUUGGGACGAAGAUUCUAAACAUUGGAAAGUCCAUCAACUUUAUCCGCCGUGUUUGUGAAGAUCGUAGCCCAAUCAGAGGGGGAGAUGAAAAGGCUCUAGAGUACAGUAGAUCACAAGAAGCAUCAGCUUCAGCCCAGUUGACAGCUGAUGAAGAGUUUGGAGGUACAGCACUUCUGGAAACAGUAGACACUACCUAUAGGCUAACAAGCAAACGGUUGUUGGAGAUUUUCUUCUCUAAGUACAAGUUCCUUGACCAUUUGAGGGCGCUGCGACUCUAUCUUCUUCUGGGACAAGGAGAUUUUAUCAGGCAUCUUAUGGACCUUCUUGAGUCGGACUUAGCCAAACCAGCCAGUACUCUGUACAUGCACAACUUGACAGGUGUGUUAGAGACUGCUAUAAGGGCUACCAAUGCACAGUAUGCAGACCCUGAGAUCAUUGAAAGACUGGACUGUCGACUGCUUGAAGUAUGUCAGCCAAAGUUGUUAUAAUUUUUUUUUUUGCCGCAUUUGAGUCUGUAGUUAUACAGUCCAGGGCUGUCAUUGAGUUUUGACUCACCUGUAGCCCUGAUCUUCGCCCAUGACAAAUUUGGCACUUCAUGGUCUCAACUACAGCCAAGUUCACCCGUAACAACAAGGGUCCAUCAAGAAUGCUCAGCCGUAACAGGUGCUAUAGGUUAACACUUGUCUCCCUUACUGACAGCCCUGUAAAGCCCAGCUCCUAAUUUGCUGUAGCUCAAUGCUAGAGCAGUCAGACUGAGCUUUUAUUGUAGCUGAAACAUCACAAAAAUAAUUUGGAGAAACUGUUGAUAGAGUUGCUCCCAGCUUUCUUUUAACAUCAAGACUGCAAUAAACGCUGAUACUUAAAAGCCAAU
Orbicella faveolata is the source of this 2438-nucleotide messenger RNA. Its product is annotated as gamma-tubulin complex component 3 homolog. The record is from RefSeq and is a predicted model, not a curated record. Gene Ontology annotation, molecular function: gamma-tubulin binding; microtubule minus-end binding. Gene Ontology annotation, cellular component: spindle pole; gamma-tubulin complex; microtubule organizing center. Gene Ontology annotation, biological process: microtubule nucleation; mitotic cell cycle; meiotic cell cycle. NCBI's taxonomy places the organism in Eukaryota, Metazoa, Cnidaria, Anthozoa, Scleractinia, Merulinidae.